Molecule: messenger RNA, 273 nt
Organism: Prunus armeniaca (apricot)
Lineage: Eukaryota; Viridiplantae; Streptophyta; Magnoliopsida; Rosales; Rosaceae
Source: the annotation of a GenBank genome assembly
AUGAAGACAGAGAUGGAGAAAUUACAAAGCAUCGGUUUCAUCAAGGAGGUGGACUAUCCCACAUGGCUGGCAAAUGUGGUAAUGGUUUGCAAACUGAAGAAAGGUUGGCGCAUGUGUGUAGACUACACCAACCUCAAUCGCGCCUGUCCCAAGGAUAGCUUCCCUCUUCCUGGAAUCGACCAGCUUGUUGACGCCACUACUGGCCAUGCCCUUCUCAGUUUCAUGGAUGCCUACUCUGGGAAUAACCAGAUCUUCAUGCACUCUGACGACUAG